Molecule: messenger RNA, 1188 nt
Organism: Purpureocillium lilacinum
Lineage: Eukaryota; Fungi; Ascomycota; Sordariomycetes; Hypocreales; Ophiocordycipitaceae
Source: RefSeq, a predicted model, not a curated record
AUGAUCCAGAACACGCGCGGCAUUGCCAGGAACGGCUUCUGCCGCGCUCGACAAUGGCAGCGCUAUGCGAGCUCGUCUCGCCCUGCCACGCGACAGCCGCCGAAGCCCCCGCAAUCGGCAAAGCAGCAACACCCGUCGCGCGUUGUUCGACCCAGCGCAACCCGCAACCCUUCAUCAUCUGCGCCGCCGCCGCCGCCGCCGCCGCCGGAUACCAUCCUCACGCUCUGGCGCCGUUCCUGGCUGCCUCUCACCGGUGCCGCGAUCCUUGCAGGCUUCCUCGGCUUCUACAUCUUCGGCACUGCCGUCGCUUCCUUAAAGACUUGUCCAUGUGAGGGACACCAUGAUGGGUCAUGUAAUGACGAGCUCGCCACGCCGACUGGUCGCCCGCCGGCCUUGACUGGCGAGAAUGCGGAACAGUUCGACAAGGAGCUCAACCUGGGCGAAUGGUGGAUGGGCAUCACGAAGCUGCGGAAGAAGCUCGCCCAGCAUGCCAAAGGCCACGUCUUGGAGUUGGCCAUGGGCACUGGCCGGAACCUCGAGUACUACGACUGGGAGCCACUGACUGCCAUUGCCAAGGGAGCGACACAGCCCUCCACUCGUUCAGACAGGACACCCGGCGGAAUCACGUCCUUUACCGGCCUCGAUAUCUCCAUCGACAUGCUAGACGUUGCGCGCAAGCGUUUUGUCAAGACCAUCCCUCCGAUGUCGUCAUUCGCCCCUGUCGUGAAAGCCUCCAACAUGGCUGACCAUGUCGGCGGCCAACUCUCGUUCCUCAAUGACCGACUCCGUCUCAUCAACUCCGAUGCGCACCACCCUCUACCACCCCCAGCCGUCGCCACGCAGGGACGAAAAUACGAUACAAUAGUACAAACCUUUGGACUUUGCUCUGUCUCUGACCCUGUUGCCGUCCUGGUGAACUUGGCCACGGCUGUCAAACCCGACUCCGGCCGAAUUAUUCUCCUGGAGCACGGGAAGGGCUGGUAUGGCAUUGUCAAUGGCCUUCUGGACAAGAACGCUGGGAAGCAUUUCCAAAAGUACGGCUGCUGGUGGAACCGAGACAUUGAAGCGCUCGUCGACGAGGCAGUUCGCCAGAUGCCGGGGCUAGAGAUUGUGAAGUUGGACCGUCCCAACGUGUUGCAAAUGGGGACGCUUGUUUGGAUAGAAUUACGGGUGAACGGCACUGGCUGA